AUGCCUUCUAUCUUCUGGCUCCUUAAUUUCUGCCACUGGUCCCGGUGCCGAGCUUUUCCAAGGCCUGGGAAUUCUCUGGUCCUCCUGCAGCCGCACUUCAUCAAGGCCGACUCCCUGCUGCUGACCACUGUCUCCGGAGCCAAGGCUGGACCUGGAAUCACCUCUUUGGCCACCACCACUGCCGUCCAGCCCACCUCUCUCCAGACCCUGGUGAGCGGUGGCACCAUCCUGGCUACGGUGCCCCUCGUGAUGGACACGGACAAGCUGCCCAUCAACCGCUUGACCGCGGGGAAGCCCUUGUCUGGCCAUAACAAAGGCGAGAAGCGCACGGCACACAACGCCAUCGAGAAGCGCUACCGCUGCUCCAUCAACGACAAGAUCUGUGAGCUCAAGGACUUGGUGGUCGGCACAGAAGCCAAGCUGAACAAGUCGGCCAUUUUGCGCAAGGCGAUUGACCACAUCCGGUUCUUGAAGCAGGCCAACCAGAAGUUGAAGGCAGAGAACUUGGCCCUCAAGAUGGCUUCCCAGAAGAACCAGUCACUAAAAGACCUGGUAGCCCCAGGGAAGAUGGAAGACUCGUCCGAGGGGGUGAAGCUGAUGGACGCCCUGACGCCACCACCCUCCGAUGCGGGCUCCCCAUCCCACAGCAGCCCACUCUCCUUUGGAGGCACCAGCGGAAGCGAUUCGGAGCCUGAAAGUCCCUUCUGCGUGGAGGCCAAGGUGAAGCAGGAAAGCCAAGCAUCGUCUCCAGGCAGCCUGGGGAUGCUGGAUCGAUCGCGGAUGGCCCUCUGCGCUUUCGUCUUCCUCUGCCUCUCUUUCAACCCUCUCUCCUCACUGCUGGGAGGAACCGGCUCCACAACGUCCACCGACGUCUCAGGCGGCAGCGGUCCUGGGCGCAGUAUUAUGGCUGAGAAAGGGACAACAGAUGUUUCCGUUACUUGGUCCCAAUGGCUCCUCCCCACCAUGUUCUUCUGGCUCAUCAAUGCGGUUGUCGUCCUCGGCGCCUUCGUCCGGCUCUUCAUUUACGGCGAACCGGUGACGCGGCUCCACUCUGAGCCCUCCGUCCUUUUUUGGAGGCACCGCAAGCAAGCCGACCUGGACCUGGCCCGAGGAGACUUUGCCCAGGCGUCGCAGAACCUGUGGAUGGCGCUGAAGGCCCUCGGACGCCCGCUGCCCACCUCCAACCUGGACUUGACCUGCAGCCUCUUGUGGAACCUGAUUCGACAUGUCCUGCAGCGCCUUUGGGUGGGCCGGUGGCUAGCCGGACGUGCCGGGGGCUUCUUCCGCGACCGGGAGCUCAAGGCCGACGUGCGCAAGAGUGCCUGUGAUGCCGCUUUGGUCUACCACAAGCUGCACCAGCUGCACAUGACAGGGAAACAUGUGGCCGGUCACUUGUCCGCCAUCAACAUGGCACUGAGCGCUGUGAAUUUGGCCGAAUGCGCCGGGAACACCAUCUCGGUGGCCACCUUGGCGGAGGUCUACGUGGCGGCCGCCUUGCGCGUCAAAGCCAGCCUCCAUCGCUGCUGCCAUUUCCUAGCGCGCUUCUUCCUGAGCAGCGCCCGCCAGGUCCUGCUUUCCCACAGUGGGACCGUCCCUCCAGCGCUGCAGUGGCUCUGCCAUCCCGUUGGCCACCGUUUCUUCGUGGACGGUGACUGGGCCGUGAAGAGCUCCCCCCGGGAGAGCAUCUACAGCUCCACCAGCAACCCAGCCGACCCUUUGGCUCAAGUGACCCAACUUUUCCGGGAACAUUUGCUGGAGAAGGCGCUUUCUUGCGUCUCAAGGCUGGAGAGCCAGGCGCCCGUCAGCCACAGCGAAGGGGAAUUUUCCGACGCCCUGGAGUACCUGCACUUCCUUAACAGCUGUGCGGAUGCGGUCCCCAGUCCGUCCCCUUCCAUCGGCACAAACAUGGAUGCUGCAAUAGGAACCGACCCCAUUGCACACUGGUGGGCCUCAGUGGUGGCCAUGGCCAUCCAUGGACUUCAAGGGGACGACGAAGCGGUGGAGAACCUGUAUCCGCUGGUGGAGUCCAUGCCCAAAGCCCUCCAGGCCUCUGAGAACCCUCUUCCCUGGGCGGCGCUGCACACUUUCAAGGCGGCUCGCAUGCUGCUGGGCAAACUGGACUGCAGCCUGGGCCAGUGCGACGCCGCGAGCGACUACUUGCGCGAGAGUCUGGGCAGCAACGCUCCCACCAGCACCAUCGACAGAGCCGUCCAGUUCCUCUUGUGCGACCUUCUGCUCAUCACUCGCACUCGGCUCUGGCAGCAGCAGAUGCAAGCGGCCCAGCCCCGCGGCGGACCCUACCAAGCCUCGGCCCACGAACUGCGCGGCUUUCAGCAGGAGCUCAGCAGUCUCCGGCGCCUGGCGCAAGCGGACAGACCCGCCAUGCACAGGGUUUUCCUCCACGAGGCCACGGCCCGGCUGAUGGCCCGUGCCAGCCCCACUCGGACCCACCAACUAUUGGACCGGAGCCUGCGCCGAAGGGGGGCCUCGAACCUGAACAAAGGAGCCAGCGAACAAGACAGCCGCCCGACGGCGAGGGAGCACGCCGAAGCCCUCCUCCUCGCCUGCUCCUACCUGCCCCCCGCCUUCCUCUUGGGGCCCGGUCAGCGGGUGGGCAUGUUGGCCGAAGCGGCCCGCUCCCUGGAGAAGCUGGGCGACAAACGGACACUCCACGAAUGCCAGCAGAUGAUCAUCCGGCUCAGCAGCGGCUCCACCGUCACCUCCAGCUAGAGACGACAUUGGGGUCCAGGACUUCAGAACGGGGGGGAUGGAGACCCCUUCCUCUGAGAGCAGAAGGGAAACUAAGACCUAGCAGAGAACGAGGGCUUGCUGCCCAUCGACUUCCUCCUUUCUUUCCAGGUAACUGUGACUCUUGAGGGGUUGCUCUCCUACCUCCCGUAAACGUCUCCGGGAAGCCCCUCUCGAAGCUGUUGCUGAGCAAGGACACAGCGAAGAAGCCGUGGUGGUGGGCUUAAGUCAGGAGGGGGAUAUAUUUUCACUUAUUGCAAAAUCAGCGGAGAUUGACUCAGGUUUUAAGACUCUUACGGGGUUAGGCACAACCAUACUUCAAUCCUCCCGGAAACCAACGCAGACACGGUUUCCGCCAGUUCUCUCACCUCCGUAUCUAUGUCUUUCCAAUAAUCUUCUAUUGCAAUGACAUCUUUUCCUAUGCGUCCUGCAAUGUCCCCUACUUCCUCCGGGAAUGUCCUUGCUUCUCCCGGAUGCUGGAAAUCCAUACGACAAGGGAGGCCCCUGGUGGCAGCUCCCAGCAUUGCAGGAUGUCCACAGACCAGGUCUGGAUAAGCUUUGGCUGUAUGUUCUUUUUCCGCAACUGACUCUUAUUGGCUGUUGCAUCCCUUAUGUGAGCCUUAUGGCCUCCAUCUGAGGCCUCCCUUUUUUUUUGCACAGAGGGCAAAAUUAUCCAGCUUUGAGAAGAAGGUAUCACACAGCUUGGAGAAGCCCGGGGUUCAAAAUGCAAGAAGCAGAAGGCAUCAUUUUGCAUCAUUUCUAGAUUGCCACUUGGUGGGCUUUGGGGCCGAAAACAACCGACUGAGAGUGCGGAUUCCCAUAAUUUCCAACAAUUGCAUUGCUGGGGAGGGUUUUUCACACGACACCAUCGCUCCCUUUUGAGAUUUCAGUUCGGGGAGGGAUACAGACAGUACUCAAAGCUUUGUUGUCAAAAGCUUUCAUGGCCAGAAUCACUGGGUUGCUGUGAGUUUUCUGGGCUGUAUGGCCAUGUUCCAGAAGCA
Anolis sagrei ordinatus is the source of this 3749-nucleotide messenger RNA. Lineage: Eukaryota; Metazoa; Chordata; Lepidosauria; Squamata; Anolidae. The record is from RefSeq and is a predicted model, not a curated record.